AGCAAUAAAUACAUACGUGUAUACACACCACUUAUUUUCGUCCCCAAUUCACCCUGCUUACUCUUCACCUGCAUCACCUCAUGUGUGCUGCCUCCGCUGUUAGCGUUUUCAAUGCUCAGUCUCUUGCAAGUCUAAAACCUCAGCUUUCUGCGAUUUCAAUCAUGUUUCUGAGAUCUCCAAAACCCCAUGAGUAUGCAGCUUUAUUCGUUCCUUGGAUUUCGUGGGCCAACAUAGUUUAGAAGGUUUUAGAUGAUUGAUAUACUCUGGCCUUAAGUACUUGUAAAGCUUGUGUUUUCUUACUCAAUUUUAGUUAGGUUUUAGCUUUUAGGCAAUUGAUUUAGGUGGGUUGUGGGUGGGUUAUGAUUUCUUUCUUCCAUGUAAGUGGUUUAUUCUAGGAUUGUGAUUAUUUUUGUUAGUUAGUCAAAGGGGUUGUUUAAAAUUGUUGGAUUAUGGCUAAUAACGGUACCCCAUAUUUUAUCGAGUGGAGAGAGGAGAUUGUUUCGAAAGAGUGGGGAAACCGUGUUGUGCAUUAUUACUUGAAGGACAUUGAAGGGGAAUCUGUUCUAGCGGUUGUGGGAACCGAGAGGAGUGUUAGGCACAUGUUUUAUGUUGUUUCUGAUCAGUUCUUGAGUGCUUAUGGAGCGGAGAAUUCAGUCUAUGCCGGGUACAAAUGGAGAGCAAGGAGAGAGGUCGUGAAUUGGCUCACAUCUAUGUUAUCGAAGCAGCAUCAACUUGGUAACAAUUCUAAAUCUUCACAAGGUGAUCCGAUCUCUGCUAUUCAACAGUUCCGUAUGCCAGUUUUUAAGGGCUGUCAUUCAAGGAAUCUGAAAGUUCAUAAUUCAGGCAUUGAGUGGUCAGGUGAAUCAUGGGCCUGCGGAAAACAACUAAAACACUAUCCAGCAUUUCGCAAGAAUGGGAUUACUAUUGCGAUACAAUCAUUUGUCUUUGUAAUGGCUGAAGAAGAGAACCAUCACCUUGCAUACCUUGAAGAUUUGUAUGAAGACAGAAAAGGCCAGAAGAAAGUCAAAGUGAGGUGGUUCCACCUUAAUCAAGAAGUCAAAAAUGUUGAUUCUAUACAAAAUUCUCACCCUAAAGAAGUUUUCAUGACACCUUAUGUUCAAGUCAUCAGUGUGGAAUGUGUUGACGGUCCUGCCAUAGUUGUAACUCGUGAACACUAUGAUAAAUUUGUGGCUGUACUUCCGCAAGAUGUGCUAGAUAAAGUACAUCUGUGCUUCAGACAGUUCAAAAGUAACCGUGUGAAGCCUUUCAAGUUGAAUAAAUUGUGUGGCUAUUUUAAUCAACCAAUUUUUUCAUAUUUGGGUCAUGAAAUGGAUGAUGAUGAAUCUAAGCCUCGAGACAAUGUCAAACUAGGAAGUAAGCGAACCAGGAGUUGUAGAGAUCGUCAACCAUUGUCAUAUAAAUCAUCAGGCCGGAACUGGAGGUAUGGUGUGCAGAGGAAGUUAAUCCAUUCAAAACGUGCUGAAUGCCCACCUCUGGCAACUACACUGUUCAAGGUUAAUGACAAGAUAGAGCUACUUUGCCAAGAUAGUGGAAUUCGAGGUUGCUGGUUUAGGUGUACGAUUUUGAAGGUCUCCCGACAUAUGAUACGGGUCCAGUAUGAUGACCUAAACGAUGCUGAUGGAUGUAGCAAUCUUGAGGAAUGGAUACCAGCAUUCAGGCCCGCAUUGCCCGAUAAACUUGGUAUGAGGCAUAAAGGGCGCCCAACAAUCAGGCCAGCUCUUUCUUGCAUCGAAUCACACCUGGAUCUGGUGGCUGGAGCUGCGGUAGAUGCAUGGUGGAGUGAUGGUUGGUGGGAAGGAGUAUUAAUUGGAAUUGGGAACUCUGAAGAUGGAAUACUGCAAAUUUUUGUUCCGAGCGAAAACUUGUUUCUCAAUGUACAUGGAAAGAACUUGAGAGCUUCAAGAGAUUGGGUGGGCGAUUGUUGGCUUGAUGUUGAAGCAAAUGGCAACAUUGUCUCAGCCAUUUCUGUUGCAAACAUAUCAGAUGACAAGAUUUCUACGAGAUAUGCUUUUGACGAGGCCAAGUCAGAUGAUUUUCCAGCUUUAGGUCGUACAGACUUGAUCAAUUCCGUCAAAAUUACCAACGAGGAGAAGCUUGAGUUAGAUUGUUUGGCUCCACAGGAUAGUUGUCCAGAGCUUAAAGUUAAUAUAGCUUGUUCCUCGCUACAGGAUGUAAUAUUGGAAAAAAUGAACUGUGCUGAUGAGUUGGAACUACAGUUGAAAGACGUGGGGAAGAAAAGUAAUGAAAGCAUUACCGAUAAGUGUGAUGGGAUGGACGAUGCAGACCGUACUCAUGAUCAUAGUGGUGAUAUUACUGUUCAGAAUGUUUGUGAUGAUAAUAACGUUUUACUAAUCAAGGAUAGCAAUGACAAUAGCAUAGCACCAGAAGAAUCUGAAAACUCUGAGAGGAAACCCGAGCCGGCAUUAAUGGAAGUGGAUCACUUCCAAAGGGUGUCUCCUAUUGUUAUCGGAAUGUAGUUGGAGAUAGACGUACAUAUAAAGAUAGAUGUAACAUGACUUCUGUUCGGCAUUUUUGUCGACUGCGGGGAGUUGGGUGUAUACCAGACUGAGAUUAGCCGUCUGAUAGGACUUUAUUUUACUAAUUAUGUAGGACCAUUGUGAUAGAAGUUUCUCAAGUAGACCAUUGUAAUGGAAAUUCUCAAGUAGAAGCUCACCUGUAAGCUGGAGUUUCUCUAAAUUGUAUUUACCUUGUGGAUGUGUCUGUAUUGGUUUGUUCAUCACCGACAUGAAGGUUUUUUUAGAUAUAAAGCUAAAGUUGCUCUACA
This is a messenger RNA of Daucus carota subsp. sativus, 2806 nucleotides long. RefSeq lists its product as uncharacterized. The coding region runs from base 450 to 2498 and encodes 682 amino acids. Gene Ontology annotation, molecular function: chromatin binding. Lineage: Eukaryota; Viridiplantae; Streptophyta; Magnoliopsida; Apiales; Apiaceae. The transcript has 7 exons. The record is from RefSeq and is a predicted model, not a curated record.